AAUGUUAAAGUAUGCAACAAUAUUUAAAUGGAGGAUUGUGAGGAUGCUUUAAGAACCUUCUUAUUGAGGAAGCUUGAUAAUCUUGUGAAGGAUGAUAAAUGCCAAAUAACUAUGAUUUCCACAUGGGCUACUGAACUUUACUUGGACAAGAUAAACCGGCUUCUUUUAGAAGAUGACACAGCUUUGGAGAAUCGUAAUUCAGAAUACCAGUCAAUCAUUAGGGAGUUUCGUGCCUUCCUUAGUGACUGCAGAGAUGUAUUUGGACGAGCUACUACCAUGAGACUUCUAGAAAGCUCAAAACAGGUGGAAAAUUUAUCAAAUGGACGUUAAGUCCGCUUUCUUGAAUGGCUAUCUUGAAGAGGAACUGUAUGUUCAACAGCCAUUGGGAUAUGUUGUCAAGGGACAUGAAGACAAAGUCUUGAAAUUAAAGAAGGCGUUGUAUGGCUUGAAGCAAGCGCCAAGGGCAUGGUAUAGCUGUAUUGACAAAUAUUUCCAAGACCAUGGCUUCACCAAAUGUCCACAUGAACAUGCUCUUUAUGUCAAAGAAGACAAAACUGGAGGCUUUAUGCUAGUGUGCUUGUAUGUUGAUGACUUGAUCUUCAUCGGCAAUAAUGCAAACAUGUUUGAAGAAUUUAAGAAGGCAAUGACUCAAGAAUUUGAGAUGACCGACAUUGGUCUCAUGUCCUACUACCUUGGAAUUGAGGUAAAGCAAAAUGAAGAUGGAAUUUUUAUUUCUCAAGAAGCUUAUGCAAAGAAAGUUUUGGAGAAAUUUGAAAUGGAAAAUUGCAAGUCGGUAAGCACCCCCAUUGGUUGUGGAACUCGACUGUCGAAGUACGAUGAAAGUACAAAGGUGGAUCCCUCUCUGUAUAGAAGCCUUGUUGGAAAUCUGAGAUAUUUGACUUGCACACGGCCAGACAUCCUCUAUGGUGUUGGUCUUGUGAGUCGGUACAUGGAGGCACCUACUUCAACACACAUGAAGGUGGCCAAGAGAGUACUUCGAUACAUCAAAAGUACUGUUGAUUAUGGCCUAACUUAUUCUUUUUCCACAAAUUUCCAACUCUAUGGCUACAGUGAUAGUGACUGGGGUGGUGAUGUUGAUGAUCAGAAAAGCACCACCGACUUUCUAUUUUUCUUGGGUGACACUGCUUUCACUUGGUGUUCAAAAAAGCAACCCAUUGUAACUCUCUCUACUUGUGAAGCUGAAUUUGUUUCUGCUGCAUCAUGUGUCUGUCAUGCAAUUUGGCUAAGGAAGUUGUUGGAGAUGCUGCGCAUACCUCAAGAUGAAGCUACAACCAUUUACAUAGAUAACAAGUCAGCUAUUGCUUUGGGAAAGAACCCAAUGUUUCAUGAUCGAAGCAAGCAUAUAGACACCAGAUAUCACUUCAUAAGGGAGUGCGUUGAGAGGAAAGAUGUAAAGCUUGCCUACGUGAAGACCAAUGAUCAAAUUGCUGAUAUUUUCACUAAGGCAUUGAAGUUUGAAGAUUUUGCAAGACUGCGUGCUUGGAUUGGAGUGACUAGAGGUGAUCAAGUUUAAGAGGGGGUGUUGGAAAAAUAAACUUGAUUUAUUAAUCUCCUAUUUUUAAUUAGUCAUGUACCUGCAUAGUUCAUGUGCCAGCAUAGUUCAUGUACCCAUUUAUUUUAUCUUUACAGUUUCUAGGAGUUGCAUUUAACUGUUUUGGGGGUUUGGAGUCUUUUGUGCCUAUAAAAUGGCUUGUGCUUGUACUUGAGUAUUGAUACAUCUAAGCCAAGAAUAAAGAAGCAUUUCUGGAAAGUUUCUUCCUAUGUUCCUCUCCAGUCUUUCCCCCCAAAUCUUUAUUUCCAACAUCUUUAUCCAUAUUGGUUUUUGUUUUAUUAGUUCAUUGUUCAACGAUGCUACAAUAACUUUUUGGCUAUACAAAUUUCUGCAGCUAUGGCAGGGUUGAGGAAUUAGUGUAUUUUGCUAGUCUGAAGGAGGAGUAUGAAAUUGUUGUUCACCACUGUAUUCAGGUGCCCUCAGCUCCUUAAUUUUCUCGGUACUAAUAUUACCUAUUUAUUUUUUGGCUCCUACUAGUUGAAUGGAAUUUAUUUUUCCUUAUGUUGUAAUUAUCAGUAUAUUCUGUUUUGCAAAACCCAGAGUUGUAUAAGGGGGUUACUGUUUUCUUUGGGCUACUUUUCAGUGAAAAGUUUUCAAUUUGUAAUCCCAAAAGAGAAUAAAGAUUUUUGGCCCUU
Messenger RNA from Rubroshorea leprosula, 2208 nucleotides. NCBI's taxonomy places the organism in Eukaryota, Viridiplantae, Streptophyta, Magnoliopsida, Malvales, Dipterocarpaceae. The record is from the annotation of a GenBank genome assembly.